UCAUGGACAACAUCAUAAGCAAAGGCUUCGCUUUCCAAGUUCCGGCACACCAGCUGAAACGGGACGACAACAGGGUGUUCUACAUACCGCACCACGGGGUGUAUCACCCUAAGAAAAGAAAACUACGAGUGGUCUUCGACUGCACAGCCUUGUUUCAGGGCCGGUCUUUGAAUGGUGAACUACUACAGGGACCCGAUCUGACCAACACGUUGGUUGGUGUCCUCUUAAGAUUUUGUGAAGAGCCAAUAGCCAUGAUGGCAGAUAUCGAGUCGAUGUUUUAUCAAGUUCAGGUGCCAGAAGAAGACGCAGAUCUCCUCCGCUUUCUGUGGUGGCCCAAUGGUAACUUGAAUGGGCCCAUGGAGGAAUACCGGAUGGCAGUGCACCUAUUUGGGGCCACCUCAUCGCCAAGCGUUGCUUCGUACGCACUUCGGAGAACCGCUGAGGACCACAGAGCCACUGCCACCCCAGAAGCCGUUCAAACAAUUCUGCAGAACUUUUACGUGGAUGAUUGUUUAAAGAGCGUAGCUACAGAAGAAGACGCUGCGACAUUGGCAAGUGAUCUCCGCACCUUGUGUGCCAGUGGAGGUUUUAAUCUAACGAAGUGGAUGAGCAACAGCCGGAAGGUGUUAAUGUCCAUCCCAGAAGUACACAGAGCUAGUGAAGCAAAAGACUUGGAUCUAAGCCAUGACGCACUACCAGUCGAGAGGACUCUCGGCAUACAGUGGGAUACAGACAUGGAUGCUUUCACUUACAGCAUGAAGCUGCAAGACAAGCCGAUGACGAGGAGAGGCAUUUUAUCCGUCGUCAACUCUGUCUACGACCCCCUCGGUUUCUUGGCGCCAGUCGUCCUGCCAGCAAAACUUCUGCUAAAAGAGCUUUGUAAGGAGCAGCACGGUUGGGAUGAAAGCAUUAGCAAAAAACAUGCUGAAGAUUGGCAAAAAUGGAAAGAAGAUGUUACUCACCUUACUGACUUCCACGUGAGCAGAUGUUUAAAACCUCCAGAUUUCGGAUGCACUGCCGUGGCACAGUUACAUCAUUUCUCGGAUGCCUCAGAGUACGCAUACGGCACUGUGUCUUAUCUGCUGCUAGAGAACAAGCAAGGUGGGAAACAUUGCUCGUUUUUGAUGGGGAAAUCAAGAGUGGCUCCGCUCAAGCAGGUCACAAUACCCCGGCUUGAACUGACAGCGGCAGUCGUGGCGGUGAAGAUGGACAAGAUGUUACGGCAAGAGCUUCAACUUCCACUCCAACCGUCUACCUUUUGGACAGACAGCACUACCGUACUCAGGUAUAUCGACAGUGAAACAGCUCGAUUCAAAACUUUCGUUGCAAACAGAGUUACACUGAUUCGCGAAGCCACCAAGCCGUCUCAGUGGAACUACGUCGGCACAGCAGAAAACCCUGCAGAUCAAGCUAGCAGGGGCCUGAAAGCCAAAACAUUGAUGCAAGAAGGAACAUGGAUUAAAGGACCGAAAUUCCUGCUGCAAGGCGAACAUGAUUGGCCCAAACAACCUGUGCAAAGGAAGGAAAGCCUUCAAGAUGACCCAGAGGUCAAGAACAUAGUUUCAGUCAACACAGUCAUAGUUGAAGAUAACGUGGAACCAAUUAACAGAUUGAUCGACUACUACUCGGACUGGCAUAAGCUGAAAAGGUCGGUGGCCUGGAUUCUACGGCUGAAGGAAACCUUGCGCCAGCUGAAAGAUGAAAGAAAGGAGUUCUCGAGAACAGUCAAUCAAACCGAAAAGGACCCCGAAAAGCGAAGAUCAAAGUUAGAAAAACACAUGGAGAAAUACAGAACAACAAAAGAAAAGAGACCACUUACCUUAGAGGACAUGGUCGCUGCAGAGUCCAUAUUAAUCCAGUUCAGUCAAAGACAACAGUACCGAGAGGAUAUUAAAGCUCUGCUAAAGGGAAAACAAGUCAGUCGAAACAGUCAGCUGCUCAAGCUGGAUCCGAUUCUGCAAGAUGGCACAUUGAGAGUUGGCGGAAGACUCAACAAGUCGGCCAUGCCAGAGAACGUCAAGCACCCAGUGGUACUCUCUAAGCACUGUAGAGUCGCCACAUUGAUCUUGAGAGACAUACACCAAAGAACAGGACACUGCGGACGCAGUUAUGUGAUGGCACAACUAAGAAGCAAGUAUUGGAUCCCGCAAGCCAAUUCUGCUAUCCGAAAAAUAAUCAACAAGUGUGCAGUGUGUCGCAGGAUCAGUGGAAGAGUCGGAGAGCACUGCAUUCCCCCAUGAUGCCAUUCCCUCCUCUAUCAUUAAGGAUGUUUUUGAUGCAGUUGGCCCUUCAAUUCAAAUAAUUCUAAACUCAUGCCUUACAUCUGGCACUGUCCCCUCAUGUUUUAAACAUGCGGUUGUCCAACCCCUGUUAAAGAAACACAACCUUGAUGCUAAAUGCCUGAAAAAUUACCGUCCCAUCUCUAAGCUUCCUUUUAUCUCCAAAGUCCUAGAAAAAGCUGUUCUGUCUCAGUUGACUCCCUUUCUGACCACCCACAACA
Gadus macrocephalus (Pacific cod) is the source of this 2500-nucleotide messenger RNA. RefSeq lists its product as uncharacterized. Bases 3 to 2240 code for a protein of 745 amino acids. The transcript has a single exon. NCBI's taxonomy places the organism in Eukaryota, Metazoa, Chordata, Actinopteri, Gadiformes, Gadidae. The record is from RefSeq and is a predicted model, not a curated record.